CGCGCAUCUGAUCUCGGGGUCGAGCAGAGAGUCAUUUCACAGAGAAGCAGUAGUGAAUGUGUCAGAUCUUCACCAGAUCUGCAGAAGCAGCAGUGAAUGCACAGAUCUGUGCAGAAGCAGACGCAUGGCGGGAGCGCAGCCGGGGGUUCACGCGCUCCAGCUCAGACGCGUGUCGGUGACCGAAAGCCUGAGGACCGGCGACAAAUUCAUUAAAUGGGACGACGACUGCACCACAGUUACGCCGGUGAAGUUGCGUGUGGAUCCGCGAGGCUACUUCUUGUACUGGACUGAUCAGAAUAAGGAGACCGACCUGUUAGACCUCUCGCUCAUCAAGGAUAUGAGAAAUGGGAGAUUUGCCAAGACGCCCAAGGAGGCCAAGCUGCGAGAGCUGCUGGAUGUGGGGACUCUGGAGGGGAAGCUGGAGAACCGGACACUCACAGUGGUCAGUGGUGUAGACAUGGUCAGCAUCACCUGCCUGAACUUUACGGCCUUCAGUGAAGAGGUGGCCAAGGAGUGGGCCGAAGAGCUUUUCAGCUUGGCGUCAAACCUACUGGCUCAGAACUUGUCCAGAGAAUCCUGUCUGGAGAAAGUGUACACCAGACUGACACUACAGCUGACGGCCGAGGGUGGGAUUCCUGUGAAAAAUAUCUUCCGUCUGUUCUCGGCUGACAGACGGCGGGUUGAAAACGCUCUGGAGGUCUGCGGCCUGCCGGCGGGACGAAAUGACACCAUUCCUCAGGAUACAUUUACAUCUGACGUAUACCGACAGCUCCUGAACAACAUUUGUCCACGAAACGACAUUGAUACAAUCUUCUCAGAAAUUGGUGCUAAGAUCCGGCCGUACCUCACCGUAGAGCAGAUGACAGAUUUCCUAAACAACAGACAGAGAGACCCUCGUCUGAACGAGAUCCUGUACCCGCCCCUCAAAGCCGAGCAAGUGCAGGGAUUAGUGGAGAAAUACGAGCCUGACACUAUGCUCUCAAAAAGAGGGCAGAUCUCAGUGGAGGGCUUCAGCAGAUAUCUGAGCGGAGAAGAGAACAGUAUCAUCCCUCCAGAGAAGCUGGACCAGAAUGAAGACAUGACGCUGCCGCUCUCGCAUUACUUCAUCAAUUCCUCACACAACACCUACCUCACAGCGGGUCAGCUGGCGGGAAACUCGUCUGUGGAGAUGUACCGGCAGGUUUUGCUGUCUGGCUGUCGCUGUAUAGAGCUGGACUGUUGGAAGGGACGCACCGCCGACGAGGAGCCCAUCAUCACACAUGGCUUCACCAUGACCUCAGAGAUCUCCUUCAAGGAAGUGAUUGAGGCCAUCGCAGAGAGCGCCUUCAAGACGUCUCCGUUCCCUGUCAUCCUGUCCUUCGAGAACCAUGUGGACUCUCCCAAACAGCAGGCAAAGAUGGCUGAGUACUGCCGAUCAAUAUUUGGAGAGGCAUUGCUCACAGACCCACUGGAGAAAUACCCUUUGGAGGCCGGGGUUCCUCUGCCCAGCCCCAUGGACUUGAUGGGCAAAAUCCUCAUCAAGAACAAGAAGAAUUCCCACAAAGCCGACGGCAGCACCAAGAAGAAGCUCUCAGAACAAACGUCCAACCCCUGCAGCGACACGUCCAGUCUGUGCGAGCCCUCGUCUCCCAGCGCAGGGUCCACACACCAGGAGACGCCAGACAGCGCUCAUGCAGGAGGAAAUGCGAGAGGAGAGAGAAGGCUGCAGGGAAUGAAUUCCAUUGAUAAAACGAGUGGGUCGCUAUUAAAUAACACAUCUCUGGCCGAUGACAAAGGGGAAGCAGACGCAGAGAGUGAUGCGGAGGAAGAGAACGAUGAAAGUAAGAAGUCCAUGGAUGAGGGGACGGUAAAUGAAGCCUUCGCCACAGAGGAGAUGUCCAACUUAGUCAACUAUGUUCAGCCUGUUAAAUUCAACUCCUUCGAGGCGUGCAAAAAAAUCGAUCGCAGUUAUGAGAUGUCGUCGUUUGUGGAGACCAAAGCGCUGGAGCUGCUCAAAGAAUCGCCGGUGGAGUUCGUCGAGUAUAAUAAAAUGCAGCUGAGCAGAAUUUAUCCCAAAGGAACUCGAGUCGACUCCUCCAACUACAUGCCUCAAGUCUUCUGGAAUGCCGGAUGUCAGCUGGUCGCUCUGAACUUCCAGACCAUAGAUUUGCCCAUGCAGCUGAAUCUGGGCAUAUUUGAGUACAACGGGAAAUGCGGCUACAGACUGAAGCCAGAGUUCAUGAGACGGACAGACAAACAGUUUGACCCGUUCACUCAGAAUACAGUCGACGGGAUCGUAGCGCACACGCUGUCUGUGAAGAUCAUAUCCGGUCAGUUCCUGUCCGAUAAGAAAGUCGGCGUUUACGUGGAGGUGGAAAUGUUUGGCCUGCCGGUGGACACCAAACGGAAAGCGUUUAAGACCAAGACGUCUCAAGGCAAUGCCGUAAAUCCGGUUUGGGAUGAAGAUCCAGUGGUCUUCAAAAGAGUGGUUCUUCCCACACUGGCGUUAUUGAGGAUAGCCGUGUACGAAGACAACGGGAAGUUUAUCGGCCAUCGCAUCAUCCCAGUAUGUGCCAUCCGACCCGGAUAUCAUUACAUCAGUCUGAGGAACGAGAAGAACCAGACGCUGACGCUUCCGUCCGUCUUCAUUUACACCCAGGUCAAGGACUACGUUCCAGACACCUUUGCAGAUGUGAUCGAGGCCCUGUCGAAUCCCAUCCUGUACGUCAGUCUGAUGGAGCAGAGAGCCAAUCAGCUGGCAGCUCUGACACAAGAGGAGGGAGCACAGGAGACCGACAGAGAAGAGGUCAGUGGCGGUGGAGAUCCUGUGUCAGAGGUCAAGACUGACCCUAAUACCGCCGCAGAGAACGGGCUGAACCAUGACAGCAUCUCGCCCAAAUCAUCUGUGGUCAGUCACCAGAUGUCAUCCUCAGGGUCGGUCAAACCUGCUGUGAAGUCUGAGGAUGUGGUCCAGAGUGUUUUAACAGAGGUGGACGCUCAGACUGUAGAUGAACUGAAACAGAUGAAGGGUUAUUUGCGGGAGCAGAAGAGGCAGUACAAAGAGCUAAAGGAGCUCAUGAGGAAACACAACAAGAAAACCAACGAGCUGAUUAACGAACAUGCGUCCAGACAGAAGCAGCUGCGCAGGUCUGUGCUGCACAAGAGGAGCGUGUCGGAUCAGGAUCUGGAUCUGGAGAGAUGUGAGAAACUGCAGCAGCAGCAGCUCCUCGCUCUCAGACAGGAGCAGUUCUACAGCGAGAAGUACCUCAAACGAGAGCACGUCAAACUGCUUGUUGAGAAGCUCACGGCUAUGGCAGAAGAGUGUCAGAGUAACCAGCUGAAGAAACUGAAGGAUCUGUGUGAGAAAGAAAACAAAGACUUGAAGAAAAGGAUGGACAAGAGACGACAGGAGAAGUUUCAAGAAGCCCGAACGCUGGAGAAGACUCUGACUGAGGAGAAAAAGAUGGAGAUGAACAGAUCACACGUGAACGAGGUGGUGCAGUCCAUCAAACGGCUGGAAGAAGCUCAGGACAAACGUCUGGAGAGAUUGCUGGAAAAACAUAAAGAUAUUCGACAACAAAUCCUGGACGACAAACCAAAGCUUCAGAGCGAGCUGGACCAGGAGUAUCAGGACAAGUUUCGGAGGCUUCCAGUAGAAAUCCAAGAAUUCGUGCAGGAUUCUGCUGCUUGUAAAGGCAAGUUAAGCCCAGACAGUGACUUUCUUCCCAUUUCUACAGUGACGGGGAAGCUCAAGCACGUGGCCCUCUCUCCAGCUGAAGAUGUGGAGGAGCGAUCCUCAGAGAAAGUCUUCGACACGCCGCUCUGAGUGUGUUGCACCUUUGUUUUUGUACUUCAUACGCUGUUGAGUUUCCCUGAUUUAAUGUGCACCUUUUAGUGUGAAGACUGGAUGACUUACUAGGAAAAUGUUUAAAAUAAUUGUUCUUUUCUUCUUACUCUUAAAACGUAGUAUUCACAAGAACUCACUGCUUAUGUGGAUUUAAAUAUGUGAUUAGACGGACUCUUGUGUAUGUUUAGAUGAGUCUUGCUGUCACUUUUGAGCAGCUCUUUUAAUAUGAAAUUUAGGCUCUGCUUAGGUCACAUAUGUUGUCAUGAACCAUUCUAAUACAAUUUAGACUUUGUAUGAAUGCAUUAUAUAUAUAUAUAUAUAUAUAUAUAUAUAUAGAAACACAUGGAUAUGAAACAUAAAGGCAUCAAGUGAUUCAUUUGCUUGCAUGUUAUUGUACAAAUAUGUGAUGUGGAAGGAAAACUUUCUUUUUACAAGUAUAUGAAGAUUUACAGUUACAUUUAUGCAUUUAGCAGAAUUACACUGCAUUCAGAGUUCACAUUUGAUCAGUUCAUUCAUUCCCUGGGAAUCGAACCCAUGACGUUCACUUCACUAGCGCUCGGUGUACUGUUACAACUGCAGGUUGAUGUUUAACAAAGAUUCUUAUGUGCCACAAAGAGGAAUAUUUGACCACAAAUACACUGUUUUUUGGACUACUAACAAAAUGUUUAUGGCCCAAAACAAACCAUAACUGACCACCAACUGGACCAAAGUUUUCAAAUGAAGAUGAACUUUCAUGUCAAUAAUACACUGUCAUUAAUGUAAUGAAUGUGUUUACCGAUGGAAGAAGUGAAGGUGUGUGUGAAAGACUCGCUGCCAGUUUCUGAGGUUCUUUUAUAGUGUUUACGAGACAACACUAAACACAUCUGAGACACACAUGAACAGCAUCUCGAGUCUCUGAACACGUUUACCUUCUCUAAUGCAUCAUGUGUAAACUGGUCAUUGUAAUAUAACAGUCUGUGGGCGUCUAGCGCACUGAGUAAAGCUUGUUGACUAGCAGUAUUUCAGAGAAAAAUUACAGUCAUAGAGACACCUUCACACGCUUUUCACUUGAAGUUUCUCCACACUGAUGUUGAUGUACGUGAAGCUUCUUGAAAUCAGGUCAAGUGUAAGCGGGUUAUAAAUGCCUGUGGAUAAAAUAAAUGUUGCUUCUGUCUAAACGUGUCAUAUGCGG
Molecule: messenger RNA, 4997 nt
Organism: Cyprinus carpio (common carp)
Lineage: Eukaryota; Metazoa; Chordata; Actinopteri; Cypriniformes; Cyprinidae
Product: 1-phosphatidylinositol 4,5-bisphosphate phosphodiesterase beta-1-like
Exons: 33
Coding region: 125-3805 (1226 amino acids)
Biological process (GO): phosphatidylinositol-mediated signaling; lipid catabolic process; memory
Cellular component (GO): nuclear speck; cytoplasm
Molecular function (GO): phosphatidylinositol-4,5-bisphosphate phospholipase C activity; calmodulin binding; calcium ion binding
Source: RefSeq, a predicted model, not a curated record